GUGACUAGUAAGAGAAGUCGUACAGCUGUGCCGGAGAGCCAGCGGUUGAGAGCUGCCCAAAAGAACCAGGGCAAAAAUACACGGGUGUCCUUGCAGACAGAGCUGCUUUCAAGAGGGGCUCCAUCGCCCAGGCUUUCCUUCCCAUAAGGCUCCCACGUGUGGGGGGUGAUGGCUAGCUUGCAGGAGUGGGAGGGAGGGGUAGGAGAGCUACAGCUGGAGAAGGCUCCACGGAAAGACUGUGAAAACACAGAAAGCGGGGAAAUGAAGAGGGACACGUCACUCAUUGCAAGCUGAAAUGCAGAGGGGGUGGUGAGGAGAAGAGGAGCAGGGAGACAGAGAUUUGGAAACCUCGUCACAGAAGGACUGGCCUCAAGAGCACAGUAUUUUCCAGUGCAACUCUGCAACGGAUCUGAAGACAUACUUGCAGCAGACUUGGGAUCUGGUUCCUAUUACAGAUGACCCUGAAGACUUUUUCUGCUAGAAACCUUGUUAGUGAAUAUCCAUUUGCCUUCUACAAUUCCAUCUAAGAGCGGAAAGAUUGCUCAAUUUCUGUAGCAGGGGGAAGUCAAGAUCCUAUGAACAGCCAUCAUGGUGACUCUUUUCCUCUUCUUCAUCCUCUUGCCCUGCAGUAAAUCCCAGGAGGACUUUCUUGACCAGCAUCAGAAAUGGGACUACAGAGAAGGCGCUGACAAGGUCAACAUAGAAGGCAUUAACAGCAUUACUCAAACACUUGAGAAAUGGGGAAAUGGCAUCUUCUGGCAAAUGAAGCACACCCUGCUGAACAACCCAAACGCUUUACUACCUGAGUUCUCCAGUCUCCGCCCUGUCUCUGCAGCUGUGGACAAUCUUGUGAGGGAAGUCCAGUCGAUGAGGAAAAGGUUAGAAGAACUGAAUGAACGCCUCGAUGUCAUUAGCAAAAUCAUCCUUCCCAUCCGACUGAACUCUCUGCAGAGCCAGAGGCGUGGAAAUACUCAGCUGCGGAGACUUCCGAGUAAUAGAAGAAGGUUGUAUGCACGCAGGCGACCUCAGAGGAGUUAAUUUUCUACUGGAAAAAAAGGGAAAUCUUUAUUUUUUUCAUCUGCUUAAGCCUUUCUCAAAGGGAUGCUGCUAGAGAGAAUAAAGUAAAGGACAUACAAGUCAGCUUUAGUGAGACCAGAACUUCUGCAUACUGUUGAUGCCUUUCAAACCUAGGUCAGUAGGUAAAAUCUGACCCUGUUCUUCAGUGAUGGCUGUUUUGUGUCCCAAGCAAAAUGAGUUGGCAAGCUCAGUCUACUUGAGUGUGAAUACCUUUAGGCUAUACAGUCAUUCUUUCUGCUUACCAGAGGAAGCUCUUUCUAUAAAGAUCAGGUGAAUUUCUCUCUCUGUCCUAUUUUCACAGCACUCCAUCUGAAACAGCUGGGGAAUUUGAUCUUCAAAAGUGCUGAAUGCCUGAUGAAUGCAGACAAAUAGAUUAGUGCCUGGCUUUUACAGCUGGGCAAGGAGGGAGAGAGGAAGCUAUGUUUCAAAAUACAGCCUUCACCUAUUCUCCAUCAGUGCAAAGAAUGCCCUGUUCACAUGUUCAGAGGGUGGGUCGGAUUGGAUCACCUUGGUCUGUGCAUCAUGUUUCAAGACUGAAGAUGUGUCAGGUUAUAGGGACCAAAUUUGAACAUCCACUUUCUGCAAAAAGCUUUUUUUUUAGCUACCUGGAGCUGGGCACUCAGAACCUUGUUAUUCAGCAGAUAUGUUCAGAACUUCUAGCACUCUGAAAGACAUGGCAGUGACUUCUGCCAAGAACCUUGGAAACAAGGGUAUGUUUUUUUAAAACUAUUUAGAUACCUAAUGGCAUAGAUAGUUGUCUAGAAGGAUUUUCCAAAAUAGCUUAAGAGACAGUUCAGUCCCCCAAAUCACAGAUAGUAAUUCAAUUGGUAUCUAAUUUGCAGAGUAUCUCCCCCAUAUGGAAGUGCUGACGUCCAGACAUUUCCCAACAUCCUUUAGCACAAUUAAGAUCUGUAGAAAAAGAACAAUUACGUACCCCAAGGGCUUUGGUUCUUUAGGGAGUACCCAGAAAACCCUGCCUUCAGCUUGUCUUUCCCUGUAGCUUCCUGACAAUAAAACUGGUGAUAAAAAACAGUUCAGAAAUCAAAUUAUGCACUGAACAGUGUAGAGUGGACUUGCCCUUCAGGUAUCUAAAGGUAAAUCCAAAACAGAAAUUCCCAGUGUUGAUCCAGUGUUGCAGCCAACUGUGUACCUGAAAUCUGUUGAAACAUAGGCAGGAGAGUCAGAGAGGAAAAUAAACUAUUAUUUUAAAUCUCUUGAUGAAGCAAUUUAUGAGAACAAAAAUAAAGAAUGGAUUGUGUCUAAAUGGUUGCGGGGAA
Tyto alba (common barn owl) is the source of this 2354-nucleotide messenger RNA. RefSeq lists its product as uncharacterized. The coding region runs from base 589 to 1038 and encodes 149 amino acids. The record is from RefSeq and is a predicted model, not a curated record. The transcript has 5 exons. Lineage: Eukaryota; Metazoa; Chordata; Aves; Strigiformes; Tytonidae.